ACAUGAGCUCGGCGCUGGAGCUCCGAGGGACUGGCUGUGCAGGUGAAGAACAAAACAUGACAGAAACGGACGCCUUCCCCAAGAGAGAAAUGUUUGAUCCAGCAGAAAAGUACAAAAUGGACCACAAGAGGAGAGGAGUUGCCUUAAUCUUUAAUCAUGAGAGGUUCUUCUGGCACCUGACGCUGCCGGACAGGAGGGGCACCAGCGCCGACAGAGACAAUCUUCAGCGCAGGUUUUCAGAUCUAGGAUUUGAAGUGAAAUGCUUUAACGAUCUUAAAGCAGAAGAACUACUGCUCAAAAUUCAUGAGGCAUCAACCUCUAGCCAUGUAGAUGCCGAUUGCUUUUUGUGUGUUUUCCUGAGUCACGGUGAAGGCAACCACGUCUACGCAUAUGAUGCCAAAAUUGAAAUUCAGACGUUGACUGGCUUGUUCAAAGGAGACAGGUGUCAGAGCCUGGUUGGAAAACCCAAGAUAUUUAUCAUUCAGGCGUGUCGGGGAAACCAGCACGAUGUGCCCGUCAUUCCUUUGGAUGUUGUGGAUCAUCAGACAGACGUGCCGGAUGCCAACGUAACCCAGGUGGACGCGGCCUCGGUGUACACACUGCCUGCCGGAGCUGACUUCCUCAUGUGCUACUCGGUGGCAGAAGGUUAUUAUUCUCAUCGGGAAACUGUGAACGGCUCAUGGUACAUUCAAGAUUUGUGUGAGAUGCUGGGAAAAUUUGGCUCCUCCUUAGAGUUCACAGAACUCCUCACACUGGUGAAUAGGAAAGUUUCUCAGCGCCGAGUAGACUUUUGUAAAGACCCAAAUGCAAUUGGAAAGAAGCAGGUUCCCUGCUUUGCCUCAAUGCUAACUAAGAAGCUGCAUUUCUUUCCAAAAUCUAAAUAAUAAGGACUUCACGUCAGUUGAACAUUUUACCUGUCCUUUAACCCCCUACUCACAGGCGUUGCCAUCUCCAUGGUUCUACCUAUAAGAGCAAAUGACUACAAAUGAUUUCAAGUGACAAUUUAUAAUAAUCUUAGCUAUAUUUAAUGAUAAAAAUUUUCAACUACGAAUUUAAAAAGUAAUGGCAAGAUGAUUCUAAAUGAAGCCGAAGAAUCAAAGUGAAGUCAGGCACACUGACCACUUCUUCGCAUGGGAAUGAACGAACACACGACACUUACGAGGAAUCUUAACUCACGUGCUGAACUGCAGCAGCAGAUGCUUUGAUUUUGGUGGACGCGUCCAAGCUCCUUCCAGCAGCAGCUUCAACGAGCCGUGAAAAUCCACAAACCAAAAAAUCUCAAAUGAGAACAUUAAAGGAUACCUGUGUUUUGCAAGCA
Molecule: messenger RNA, 1318 nt
Organism: Vicugna pacos (alpaca)
Lineage: Eukaryota; Metazoa; Chordata; Mammalia; Artiodactyla; Camelidae
Source: RefSeq, a predicted model, not a curated record